GUUUCUGCUUACCAGUACUUACUUGCCAUUGGCAUCUCCGCGGCAAUAUUACAGCGGACUAUCUUUCCUUUGCACUGGACCACAAUCACCACCUGUAGCUAUAUCAUCAUGGAAGGCUAUUUGAUGAGGCAUAGCGCUACGAUGCCAUCACAGGUGUGCUUUUGCCGCUUGGACCAUGGCUACCUUCGAUUCUACACCUCUGCAGACAUGGCGUGCCUCGUGAGCGAACUCCGCCUUUCGGGCUGCAAGGUUGAUGUGAAGCCACACAAGCGAGUCGACAACAUUCCGUUCAGCUUCACGGUCGAGUCACAGCGCGUCCUUGUGAAGGACCGCACGUAUGCGUUGUCGCCAAAAACAGUCGUGGAGGUCAGUGGCCUGGGGCCGUCCGUUCGUUCCGAGUGGGCGCGUGCCAUUAGCACAUGGCAGCGGCAUUACUUCAAGGACGAAGAGCCAAAGACCGCAUUAGACCACGAACGUGAGCGCGAAAGGCUCGAAGAAGCGCUCUUGGUGUUCCGAAAAGUGGCCACUGAUACGCCUCGUGCGGCAGUGCCGCCUCCGACGCCGUCGUCCAUCCUUGGCAUUCGCCUUCCAUCGUUGCGCAAGUCCAUUAUCGGGGUGCUAGAAGUGCUCACGAGUCGAGCGAGGGUGAGCGAGUCGACCACGUUCAAUACUGCCCAGCCCCAUCCUGUCGCCACGGCGUGAAGAUUAUGUGUACCUGUAUGGUACCGCUGCCCAUAUUAUUGCAGUGCAUUACUGGUAAUAUUUAUCCGUGAAUCCAACCCCUUGUGAGUAUGCUUCAAAAAUCAGAAGCACUCCUAACAA
Molecule: messenger RNA, 822 nt
Organism: Aphanomyces astaci
Lineage: Eukaryota; Oomycota; Saprolegniomycetes; Saprolegniales; Verrucalvaceae
Exons: 1
Coding region: 109-702 (197 amino acids)
Source: RefSeq, a predicted model, not a curated record